This is a messenger RNA of Arvicanthis niloticus (Nile rat), 7532 nucleotides long. It is a transcript of the gene Ncoa3, whose product is annotated as nuclear receptor coactivator 3. Lineage: Eukaryota; Metazoa; Chordata; Mammalia; Rodentia; Muridae. Gene Ontology annotation, cellular component: nucleus. Gene Ontology annotation, molecular function: nuclear receptor binding; protein dimerization activity. The record is from RefSeq and is a predicted model, not a curated record. Gene Ontology annotation, biological process: cellular response to hormone stimulus; positive regulation of transcription by RNA polymerase II.
CAGAGCGCCGGCGGCGGCCUCGGCGGAGUCGGUGUCGGCGGCCGGGGCUGAGCUGUGAGUUUCCGAUCGAGAACAGCGUUGGGGAAGAUGGCGGCUAGCGGAUCAAAAGAUUUGCUGAACAGUGGACUCCAAGAUCGGUGAAGCUAAGCUCCUACCUGACCUUACUGACCAGGCCAUCAGUUGCUGAUCUGUGAUCAGGAUGAGUGGACUAGGUGAAAACUCCUUGGAUCCACUGGCCACUGAGUCUCGAAAACGGAAACUGCCUUGUGAUGCUCCAGGACAAGGUCUUGUCUACAGUGGUGAGAAGUGGAGACGGGAACAGGAGAGCAAGUAUAUAGAAGAACUGGCCGAGCUGAUAUCUGCAAAUCUUAGUGAUAUUGACAACUUCAACGUCAAACCAGACAAAUGUGCCAUUUUAAAGGAAACAGUGAGACAGAUACGUCAAAUAAAAGAACAAGGAAAAACUAUUUCCAGUGAUGAUGAUGUUCAGAAAGCUGAUGUGUCUUCUACAGGGCAGGGAGUCAUUGAUAAAGACUCUUUAGGACCGCUUUUACUCCAGGCACUGGAUGGUUUCCUGUUUGUGGUGAAUCGAGAUGGAAACAUUGUAUUUGUGUCAGAAAAUGUCACACAGUAUCUUCAGUACAAGCAGGAGGACCUGGUUAACACAAGUGUCUACAGCAUCUUACAUGAGCAAGACCGGAAGGAUUUCCUUAAACAUUUACCAAAAUCCACAGUUAAUGGAGUUUCUUGGAGUAAUGAGAACCAGAGACAAAAAAGCCAUACAUUUAAUUGUCGUAUGUUGAUGAAAACACAUGAUAUUUUGGAAGACAUGAAUGCCAGUCCCGAAACACGGCAGAGAUAUGAAACAAUGCAGUGCUUUGCCCUGUCUCAGCCUCGAGCUAUGCUGGAAGAAGGGGAAGACUUGCAGUGCUGUAUGAUCUGCGUGGCCCGCCGUGUGACCACAGAGCGGCCAUUCCCAUCCAGUCCUGAGAGCUUUAUUACCAGGCACGACCUUUCCGGAAAGGUUGUCAAUAUAGAUACAAACUCACUUAGAUCUUCCAUGAGGCCUGGCUUUGAAGACACAAUCCGAAGGUGUAUCCAGAGAUUCUUCAGUCUGAAUGAUGGGCAGUCAUGGUCCCAGAAGCGUCACUAUCAAGAAGCUUAUAUUCAUGGCCACGCAGAGACCCCAGUGUAUCGUUUCUCAUUGGCUGAUGGAACUAUUGUGAGUGCGCAGACAAAAAGCAAACUCUUCCGCAAUCCUGUAACGAAUGAUCGCCAUGGCUUCAUCUCCACCCACUUUCUUCAGAGAGAACAGAAUGGAUAUAGACCAAACCCAAAUCCUGCAGGACAAGGCGUUCGACCUCCUGCAGCAGGGUGUGGCAUGAACAUGUCUCCAAGUCAGACUGUACAGAUGUUGGGCAGCCGGACCUAUGGCGUGGCAGAUCCCAGUAACACAGGACAGAUGGGUGGAGCUAGGUAUGGGGCUUCUAGUAGCGUAACCUCGCUGACCCCAGCACAAAGCCUACAGUCACCAUCUUCCUACCAGAACAACAGCUAUGGACUCAACAUGAGCAGUCCCCCACACGGCAGUCCUGGUCUUGGCCCCAACCAGCAAAACAUCAUGAUUUCUCCUCGUAAUCGUGGGAGCCCAAAGAUGGCCUCACACCAGUUCUCUCCUGCUGCAGGUGUACACUCUCCCAUGGGACCGUCUAGCAACACAGGGAGUCACAGCUUCUCCAGCAGCUCCCUCAGUGCCUUGCAAGCCAUCAGCGAGGGUGUGGGGACCUCUCUUUUAUCCACUCUGUCUUCACCAGGCCCCAAGCUGGAUAACUCUCCCAAUAUGAAUAUAAACCAGCCAAGCAAAGCGAAUAGUCAGGAUUCUAAGAGCCCCCUAGGCUUAUACUGUGAACAGAAUGCAGUAGAGAGUUCGGUGUGUCAGUCAAAUAGCAGAGAUCACCCCAGUGACAAAGAAGGCAAGGAGAGCAGUGGGGACGCGUCAGAGACUCCCAGGGGACCCCUGGAGAGCAAAGGUCACAAGAAACUCCUGCAGUUACUCACAUGCUCCUCCGAUGACCGAGGCCAUGCCUCCUUGACCAACUCUCCCCUGGAUUCAAACUGCAAAGACUCUUCCAUUAGUGUCACCAGCCCCUCUGGAGUGUCCUCCUCAACACCAGGAGCAGUGUCUUCCAGCUCUAACAUGCAUGGGUCUCUGUUGCAAGAAAAACACCGGAUUUUGCAUAAGUUGCUGCAGAAUGGUAACUCACCAGCGGAGGUCGCCAAGAUCACUGCAGAAGCCACUGGGAAAGACACUGGCAGUACUGCUCCCUGUGGAGAAGGGAGUGUCAGGCAGGAACAGCUGAGUCCUAAGAAGAAGGAGAAUAAUGCCCUUCUUAGAUACCUGCUGGACAGGGAUGACCCCAGUGAUGUGCUUGCCAAAGAGCUGCAGCCCCAGGCGGACGGAGGGGACAGUAAACUUAGUCAAUGCAGCUGCUCCACCAAUCCCAGCUCAGGCCAAGAGAAAGACCCCAAAAUUAAGACAGAGACGAGUGAGGAGGUAUCAGGAGACCUGGAUAAUCUAGAUGCCAUUCUUGGAGAUUUGACUAGUUCUGACUUCUACAACAAUCCUACAAAUGGCAGUCACCCAGGGGCCAAACAGCAGAUGUUUGCAGGACCAAGUUCUCUGGGUUUGCGAAGCCCACACCCUGUGCAGUCUGUCCGUCCUCCAUAUAACCGAGCAGUCUCUCUGGACAGCCCUGUGUCUGUUGGCUCAGGUCCACCAGUGAAGAACGUCAGUGCUUUCCCUGUGUUACCAAAACAGCCCAUGCUGCCUGGGAACCCGAGAAUGAUGGACAGCCAGGAGAAUUUUGGUGCCAGCAUGGGUGGACCAAACAGAAACGUUCCUGUGAAUCCAGCUUCUUCCUCAGGAGACUGGGGUCUAGUUAACUCAAGGGCCAACAGAAUGGAACCUCUGGCUUCAAGUCCCCUGGGAAGAGCUGGAGCAGACUACAGUGCUGCUUUACCAAGACCUACCAUGGGGGGCGCAGUGCCUACCUUGCCACUUCGUUCUAAUAGACUACCAGGCGCAAGACCAGUAUUGCAGCAGCAACAGCAGCAGCAGCAGCAGCAGCAACAGCAACAGCAACAGCAGCAACAGCAGCAGCAGCAACAACAACAACAGCAGCAGCAACAACAGCAGAUGCUUCAAAUGAGAACUGGUGAGAUUCCCAUGGGAAUGGGGCUCAAUCCCUAUAGCCCAGCAGUGCCAUCUAACCAACCAGGUUCCUGGCCAGAGGGCAUGCUGUCUAUGGAACAAGGUCCUCAUGGGUCUCAAAAUAGACCUCUUCUUAGAAACUCUCUGGAUGAUCUGCUGGGGCCACCUUCUAACCCAGACGGCCAGAGCGACGAGAGAGCCCUGCUGGACCAGCUGCACACACUCCUGAGCAACACCGACGCCACGGGCCUGGAGGAGAUCGACAGGGCCUUGGGAAUUCCUGAGCUCGUGAAUCAGGGACAAGCUUUGGAGUCCAAACAGGAUGUUUUUCAAGGCCAAGAAGCAGCAGUAAUGAUGGAUCAGAAGGCUGCACUGUAUGGGCAGACGUACCCGGCUCAGGGUCCUCCACUGCAAGGAGGCUUUAACCUUCAGGGACAGUCACCAUCUUUUAACUCUAUGAUGAGUCAGCUCAGCCAGCACGGCAGCUUUCCUCUAGGCAUGCAUCCUAGAGCCAGCCUCGGGAGACCAAGGACAAGCACCCCGAAGCAGCUGAGAAUGCAGCUUCAGCAGAGGCUGCAGGGCCAGCAGUUUUUAAAUCAGAGCCGGCAGGCACUUGACAUAAAAAUGGAGAACCCCACUGGUGCUGCUGUGAUGAGGCCCAUGAUGCAGCCACAGCAGGCUUUCUUUAAUGCCCAAAUGGCUGCCCAGCAGAAGCGAGAGCUGAUGAACCAUCACCUGCAGCAGCAGAGGAUGGCCAUGAUGAUGGCACAGCCACAGCCUCAGGCCUUCAGCCCACCCCCCAACGUCACCGCUUCCCCCAGCAUGGAUGGGGUUUUGGCAGGCUCAGCAAUGCCACAAGCUCCUCCACAACAGUUUCCAUAUCCAACAAAUUAUGGAAUGGGACAACCACCAGAGCCAGCCUUUGGUCAAGGCUCUAGUCCUCCCAGUGCAAUGAUGUCAUCAAGAAUGGGGCCUUCCCAGAAUGCCAUGGUGCAGCAUCCUCAGACUGCACCCAUGUAUCAGUCCUCGGAGAUGAAGGGGUGGCCGUCAGGGAACCUGGCCAGGAACAGCUCUUACCCCCAGCAGCAGUUUGCUCCCCAGGGAAACCCUGCAGCGUACAACAUGGUGCACAUGAACAGCAGUGGUAGUCACUUGGGACAGAUGACCAUGACCCCCAUGCCCAUGUCUGGCAUGCCCAUGGGUCCUGAUCAGAAAUACUGCUGACAUCUCCCUAGUGGGACGAGAAGGAAAUCACUGUACAGAUGACACUGCACAGGAUGGCUCAUCUGGACGAAACAAGUCAUUGUCUAGGCAUCCAGCUUAGAAGCAAGGCCAGCGUGACCACCACGGGGGUGUUCCAAAGUGCUGUCAUUUGAGCAGAACUGGGUCUCAAGCUGAAGCGCACUGUCUACCUGAUGCCCUGCCUCUGUGUGGCAUGGUGUUCUGCCUCAUGAGGAUGUGAUUCUGGAGAUGGGUGCUCAUGGUCCCCGUUCUCUACUUCACGUCCUCUGCCUCGCCAGCCAAAGUCUUCACAUAGAUUUAGAUGGCUAGGGUUUCUGUCUUGCAGCACUGGACGAGGAGCACAGUCUGCCUUCAAGUGUGUCGUCAGCAAAUAGUUCUGUGUCGCUCUCCUGUCCAGUGCAAUCAGUGUUUCUGCGCUCUUGUCCUUUACAGAUGUAGUCCCCAGAGUCUGUUGUCCUAGGUCUCUCCUGAUGAGGUCCCCGUACCCUAUAAUUCUCAAGGGAUUUGUCAUUGAUGUUAAAUGGCUUUGCAGAAGGGAAAAUGAGAUGGCAAUAUUGAAUUUUCCCGCCCCAUGUGCAGCCAAGUGCACUUUACUGAGGAAGUCAUGGAGAAAUGCAAUAUUCUUGGGCGUGAGGAAUGGUGAACCACAUUCCUGGUUUUUGUCUGCACUAAUCUGUUAGGACAAGAACAUGAUUGUUUUUUGUUUGUUUGUUGUUUCUUUUAAGUACUGGCGUCACCCUUUGCCUAUAUGGUAGAGCAAUAAUGCUUUGAAAUAAACUUGUGAAACCCAAGGCCAGGUACUGCACUCUGAAUCAGAAGCUAGCAGUGCUUCUGUGAAUACACUUCUUUUUGUAAAUAUGAUCUUUUAAGAUAUUGUAUUAUGUGAAAAUAUGUACAUACCUUUUUUUGUAGGUCACAGCAGCUCAUUUUUACAGAGUUUGUGAAACUAAAUAUUUAACAUUGUCGAUUUCUGUAAGCUCCAUGCAGUGAGGCUAGGUGCAGAGGAGACAUCUGGACCGCCCAGCCUGGGGGGCAGGGCAGCCUGCAGCUCCCCCUCGCUUUACAGGCCUCACUCUUUAAUCUAAAGGCUUUUUAAAGUGAUCAUUUGUUUAGAUGUAGGCAUUUAAAUUUUUUAAAAACUUUCUUUACCAGAGAACUACGCACUUUGUUGAUUUGUGGGGAGAGUAGAUGUGGGGAAAGGAGCUAACACAAACAGACCAAGAAUUCAAAACAACCACGCAAAUCGAUUCACAAAGAAGCUGGUGUUUUUUAAGCAGUCCAUAAAUUAAAGGAUAAUAAUUUUGGAAAACUUGAGUAUGUAGCCCAUUCAUCAUUUUAGGAGUGAUUUCUGUUACUAGGACCUGAGCCCCACAUUUAGGUCAAAGGCCUUGGGCCUUUGUGUGGUCUGGUGUCUGCUCAGCUCCCCUGCUGUUCAGCUCACGGUGGGGGUGGGAGGGUCUCUUACUACCUCUCUGCUUCAGGGUGCUGAGCUCAGAACCAGGCCUGCCAGUUCUGUUGAGUCAGAGUGACCCCGCCCACCAGCUCUCUGCCUCCUCUUGGGAAACCAAGUGUAAUGCCCUUUAUUUGGGUCCCUUAGGUUCAAACAGAUGACAUUAGGUUAUUAGAACAUCUGUAGCUUUCAAGUGUCUCUGCCAGCCCUGGUGUCAUCUUCUGAGAGCCAGUUAGUGUUUAAAGGCCGUUGUUCUCGUUGUUCUCGUCUCCCUGAAGGGAGCCUCACUCCAUUCUUGAGCACUCUGAGAGAAGCUUGAGUUUCCAGAGCCCCCUGUGGAUGGACUUGGCUUUCCAAUGUGUUUGGGUCAUGAUGGGCUUCCCCUGUGAGUGACCCACUGUCCCACUGUCCCAGGUACCGUUGUGUGCUGCACUUGGCAGGUGACACCUGAGCUGGCUGGCAGGGCUGGGCCUUCCUUGCUUGGGUGUGCAGGCCACAGUGGGCUCCUCCCCGCAACUUGGAAAGACAUUGACAAACCCAGCUUUGAUUCUGUCCUCAGAGCACCCCAGCUCCAAGUUAAAUGGUUGGCACCCCUUUUUGUAUGUAGAGAAAAAUGAAGUUUAUUAUGUUUCUUUAUUUUCUACUUACUGAUUUUUAUCGGUGCCAGUUCAGCAUUCUGAUUUCUUUUUAAUAGCCUCUGGGGUAAUUUGUUCCUUUUACCUGAAUUGCCCUUUGAUCUUUUUUGGGUAAUUCUCUUUGUACUCUUCUUGCCUACCUCGCCACCCCCCCACCCCACCCCCGGCCCUCUUUAAACCUAGGUGUCUUUUGGGGCAAACAGUAUAAAAGUAUUCUUUUCAUCUGCUUUUAUGAUGUGGGGACAUUUUCAGUAUCUCUCUCUCUCUCUUUUUUUUUUUUUUUUUUUUGCUGAAUCCAAAGAUAUAUAAAUAAAAAUGUAUUUUAUGAAGAUCCAAAUGAUAUUAAGGAAACAUGUUUCUUCAAAAAUAAAUGAAGCUGUGCUGUUGCUGUUGGUAUCAGAACGCUUUCUCUCUAAACUGCCCCUGUCAUUAACAGCCCCACUCAGUUCAUCAGCAUCAGAUGCUGAGGUGAGUCGGGGGCCAGAGGCAGUGGGCACUAUGGCAGAUAAUUGGCUUGAUUCGGGUAGAUACAGCUAGACCAUGCAGAGGGUUGCCAGUUGACAACACACCAGUCCAGCCCCUUUCUGUCUGCGGCGACUGUGGAAUCUGUUUCCAAGUCAAGCGUUACCUCUAGGCUAGCUGAGAUCUGGCCCUGCCAUGAAGCAACAGGGGUUUCUACCUCCAGUGCAGGUGAUUAAAAACAGGGCGGUGUUUUGUUUUUCUCUUUCCUCCUCCUUUUUUCUCUUCCUUUGAAAAUACGGAAUUUUGAAGAAGAUGGAAAUGUCACUCCAAGAGCAGUAAAUUCUCAGGAACUGACCGACACCACUGAGAACACAUUUGGGGUUAAUCACGUUUAUAUUAAGUGUCAUCUAAGAUGUCAUUCUUUACACUGCAAGGAAGUCGAAACCACAUGGGUGACUCGGUGGAUCGAGCUUUGGAUGCCUUGCCGACUGUCUGGACGCUCUUGUAAAUAAAGGUUUCUAUUUAAACCUCA